AAAUGACAACAAGAAAUCUUCUUGUACGUUCAGCAACUCACUGCUCCAUAAACUCCUAUUUUGGCACCAACCCACAUACUUUUAAUUCUAUGCUCAGAAGAUUGCUAUCUUCUUCUUCAAAAUUCAUCCAUAUAAACCCUAAUUCACCCUUCAAAUUUCGCCCAAUUUUCCUCUUACCAUCAUCAUCUCUCAAUUCACCAAUCAGAGUCUUUGCCAUGGCUGGGAAAGAUCAGACCUUUGCAACCUCAACUUCUGGCCAGCAAUCUCAUCAAAACAAGCAUACUAAUCGUCUUGCUUCAGAACACAGCCCUUAUCUUCUUCAGCAUGCUCAUAACCCUGUAAAUUGGUACCCAUGGGGUGAAGAGGCAUUCAAACAAGCUCGCGAGAGGGAUGUGCCCAUUUUCUUAUCAAUUGGAUAUAGUACUUGUCAUUGGUGUCAUGUGAUGGAGGUAGAAUCUUUUGAAGAUGAUGGGGUUGCAAAAUUGCUUAAUGACUGGUUUGUUAGUAUCAAGGUGGAUCGUGAAGAACGACCGGAUGUGGAUAAGGUGUACAUGACCUAUGUCCAAGCUCUAUAUGGUGGUGGCGGGUGGCCAUUAAGUGUCUUCCUUUCUCCCGAUUUAAAGCCGUUGAUGGGUGGAACCUACUUCCCGCCUGAUGAUAAGUAUGGGAGGCCGGGGUUUAAAACCGUGCUCAGAAAAGUGAAAGAAGCUUGGGAGAGUAAGAAGGAUGUGCUUGUUAAAAGCGGAACAUUUGCCAUCGAACAAUUAUCGGAAGCGUUGUCUUCUAGUGCGAUAUCCGACAAAUUGUCCGACGGACUUGCGCAGACUGCAUUACGGGAGUGCACAAAAGCUCUUGCUGAAAGUUAUGAUCCAAAAUUCGGUGGAUUUGGUUCCGCCCCCAAGUUUCCCCGGCCGUCUGAGCCUCAAUCGAUGAUAUAUCGGUCAAAGAAAUUGGAGGAAUCGGGAAAAACAGGUGAAGCCGAAGAAUAUCUGAAAAUGGUGUCCUUUAGCUUGCAAUGCAUGGCAAGAGGUGGGGUCCAUGAUCAUGUUGGGGGCGGCUUUCACCGUUACAGCGUGGAUGAAUGCUGGCAUGUACCGCACUUUGAGAAGAUGUUGUACGAUCAAGGUCAACUUGCCAACGUGUAUCUUGACGUCUUUUCUAUCACGAAGGACGUCUUCUACUCACGUGUUGCUCGUGAUAUUCUUGAUUAUUUGAGGAGAGACAUGAUUGGACCCAAUGGCGAAAUCUUUUCUGCCGAGGAUGCUGAUAGUGCUGAAUCUGAAAACUCUAAAAAGAAAAAAGAAGGCGCGUUUUACGUGUGGACCAACAGUGAGGUUGAUGACAUAGUUGGAGAUCAUGCGACUCAUUUUAAGGAGCAUUAUUACGUCAAGAAAUCGGGAAAUUGUGAUCUUUCUCAGAUGAGUGAUCCGCACAAUGAAUUCGAAGGGAAAAACGUACUCAUUGAAAGAAAUAGUGCAAGUGUGAUGGCAUCGAAAUUCGGUAUGCCACUCGAGAAUUAUCACGAGAUUCUGGGUGUAAGUCGUAAAAAGCUUUUCGAUGCGAGAUCGAAGCGGCCUCGACCCCAUCUUGAUGAUAAGGUCAUUGUAUCAUGGAACGGGCUUGCGAUUUCAUCGUUUGCUAGAGCAUCUAAAAUCCUCAAGAAUGAACCCGACGGGACAAAAUUCCACUUUCCUGUUGCUGGAACUAAUCCGGAGGAUUACAUGCAAGUUGCAAAGAGAGCAUUGUCAUUCAUAAAGGAAAAUCUUUACGAUCAGCAAUCCCGAAGGCUGCAACACAGUUUCAGGAAUGGACCUUCGAAAGCGCCUGGAUUCUUGGAUGAUUACGCGUUUUUGAUUUCCGGGUUGCUAGAUGUGUACGAGUACGGUGGUGAAAUCUCUUGGUUGUCGUGGGCACUUGAACUCCAAGAAACACAAGAUGAGGUGUUCCUUGACAAAACCGGAGGUGGUUAUUUUAAUACCACGGGAGAAGAUGAGUCGGUUCUUCUCCGUGUGAAAGAAGACCAUGACGGUGCUGAACCAUCUGGCAAUUCGGUUUCCGCAAUGAAUCUUGUGCGGCUUGCGUCCAUGUUCACGGGAGCCAGAUCCGAUCGUUACAAACAAUAUGCAGAGCACCUUCUGGCUGUCUUUGAAAAGAGGUUAAAGGAAGCUCCGGUGGCUGUUCCGUUAAUGUGUUGUGCUGCCGAUAUGCUCUCCGUUCCGUCAAAGAAGCAAGUUGUUUUGGUCGGGAAGAAAGCGACUCCCGAAAUGGAAGGCAUGCUUGUUUCGGUUCAUGCAUCUUAUGAUCUGAACAAAACAGUGAUACAUAUAGACCCGAAUGACGAGGAAGAGAUCGGAUUUUGGAAGGAGAAGAACCCGAAUGUUGCUGCCAUGGCAAAGAGUAAUGUGGUUGCUGAAAAGGCGGUGGCUCUUGUUUGCCGAGAUUUUGCUUGUAAAGCUCCGAUUACUGAUCCUCGAUCUCUUGAAGCUUCCCUUUUAAAAGGGAAAGCGUAGGUGUUGAAUGUGUAAUCCCUAAAUCAUCGAUCAUGAUGUUCUUUUGUAGAUAAACAUAAGAGGCGACAAAAUAAGUGCAACGACUUUUUG
Molecule: messenger RNA, 2600 nt
Organism: Cynara cardunculus var. scolymus (artichoke)
Lineage: Eukaryota; Viridiplantae; Streptophyta; Magnoliopsida; Asterales; Asteraceae
Product: spermatogenesis-associated protein 20
Exons: 15
Coding region: 3-2510 (835 amino acids)
Biological process (GO): carbohydrate metabolic process
Cellular component (GO): chloroplast
Source: RefSeq, a predicted model, not a curated record